Molecule: messenger RNA, 1666 nt
Organism: Chlorocebus sabaeus (green monkey)
Lineage: Eukaryota; Metazoa; Chordata; Mammalia; Primates; Cercopithecidae
Source: RefSeq, a predicted model, not a curated record
UAGGAGGAAGAGCCAUGGAGGAGGGAUGUCUGGCCUCACAACAGGGGCCAGUCUGUCGUGUCCAGGAACAGGAUCGAUGACCCUUGUAGGACAUUGGGGGCGCUGUCACCUCCUCACCGAGCGCAGGUCGCCCUGUGCUCUAACAGAGCAUGUAUUCAGCCCCGCACCCUCAUCUUUGGCGGAUGCUGAAGAUGCAAGAAAAGCCACCUGCUUGAUGCUUGCUUGGCCUGGAGAUCGUUCUCCUCUUGGUCUGUGUCCUGUGGCGGCAGGCCUUGCAGGGAGGGGGGUGCAACAGUGGGGAGCAUCCGAAUGAAAUCCCGCUUUCCAACCUUGGGGCUGCUGUAUCGGCCUCCCACACGUAACCUCCCAGGCCCUGAUGCUGCUGCUUUUGAAGGGGUUGAGGCCUGAUGGACAGAUUGAGUCAGUCCUUCAGGGAGGGGUCUGCCCUCCCUUGCCCUGGGGUGGUGCCUGCCUUGGCCCUCCGCUUGCCCUUGUGCGCGUGCUCAGCUGCUGUGCUUGCCUUUUUUGGAGUGGGGAGAAGAACGGGAUGACGUCGGAGGAAGGAAAAGACUGUCUUGCAUUCAUAGAGAGCACUUUAUGCUUUUCCUCGCCCUUGCAGAGGGGUGGUCUCAGUGGGGGCUCAGGACAGUCAGCUCGAGGCAGCCAAGUCAGGUAUUAUUAUGAUCAUUUUUAUCAUCAUCAUCUGUGUAAGACAAAUGACACAGCCAGUUAGUGAGAGGGCCAGGACUGGAAGCCAGGGUGUCAGUUUUCCCAGCUCCUCUGUCAGAGGCCAGAUCUGGAGUAGUGGGAAGGGGGCGGGGGGCGGGCCUUGCCCCUUGCCAGGCCUCUGCCUCCUGUAUCUCUGCUCCUGCCUCAGCUGUCCUCGGUGGAGGUGGGAGGCACCUAGCAUUUAGCAGGUGAUUCUCCCACCCUGCCCUGGCCCUAUGGCUCAUAGCCAGUGGCUGGGAGAGGCAGGGCCAGAUCUCAGGAGUGGAGGGCAGCGUCUUCCCUGGCUUCUGAAAGAAUCCAGAGCCCAGUAGGGCUCAUGUCCCAUUCCAGGUUCCAGCAUGCCUUGCCUCUGCUUGCUCGGGCUGCCUAUGCACUAGCUACACACACCUCUAGCUUCAUGUUUCAUAUUGGAGUGUGGGGAGAAAACUGGGUUCUUAGCAUUAGAAAGGGAAGUGGCAGGUGGCAGAUACAAGCUUAGCUCUGACCUGGGUGCAGCUCAGCUGUGUGUCCUUUUUUUCCCCUGACCUGAAGCUGACCCCAGCAGAAGUCCCCCAGUCAAUCCCUCCACCCAACAACCCCCCACCCUCACCCUCCCAUCCUGCCCCCAGCCGUAGUAGGAGCUGGGAGGAUUGCAGCACCCAGUGCCUUCCAAGGCCGUUCCUGGAGUGCUGCUUGUAAACCCAAGCCAAGCUUUGUCCCACGUAGGGAGAAUGGAAGGUGACUGCAAUGUCCCUGUGCCUUUGGCUCCAUCUCCCCAUUCUGUGGUUUUUUGGGGGUUCCUACUUCCCUCAAACUGAACACUCUCCUGUCCAACAGCCCGAUGGCUUAAUUAUUGCCUGGAAUUGCCCGGCCUCCUAUGCUGGAAUCAAAGAUUGCCUUCCGAAGUAUUUUUGUUAAGAUGGCAAUAAAAAGAAAUCGAUCUCACUCUUUGAACACA